Setaria italica (foxtail millet) is the source of this 453-nucleotide messenger RNA. RefSeq names its product mavicyanin. The transcript is spliced from 2 exons. Lineage: Eukaryota; Viridiplantae; Streptophyta; Magnoliopsida; Poales; Poaceae. Gene Ontology annotation, cellular component: plasma membrane. Bases 1 to 453 code for a protein of 150 amino acids. Gene Ontology annotation, molecular function: electron transfer activity. The record is from RefSeq and is a predicted model, not a curated record.
AUGGCUUCCAAGCAAAUGGUCGCCGCGGCAGUGAUAGCGUCCGCGAUCGCCAUCGUCUUCCUCCCCGCGCUCGCCUCCGCCACGGAUCACGUCGUGGGCGAUGGCUAUGGCUGGACGCUCGGGUUCGACUACGCCGCCUGGGCCGAGAGCAAGCAGUUCACGGUCGGUGACACGCUAGCGUUCAAGUACAGCGCUAACUCCCAUAACGUGGCGGAGGUGAGCGGGGCGGACUUCAAGGCGUGCACCAAGGCCGCGGCCACCUCCGUCUGGAACUCCGGCAAGGACGUCGUCGCCCUCGACAAGCCGGGCCGGAGGUGGUUCAUCUGCGUGGUGGGCCAACACUGCCGGCUCGGCAUGAAGCUCAACGUCACCGUUCUCCCCGGCACGCCGGCCCCUGCGCCGGCGCCGGCGCCGUCUCAUUCUCAGUCUCGGCGCUUCCUCUCCGAGUGGUGA